Drosophila novamexicana is the source of this 12278-nucleotide messenger RNA. RefSeq names its product neurobeachin-like. Gene Ontology annotation, molecular function: protein kinase binding. The record is from RefSeq and is a predicted model, not a curated record. Gene Ontology annotation, cellular component: membrane; cytosol. Gene Ontology annotation, biological process: intracellular protein localization. The transcript has 32 exons. Lineage: Eukaryota; Metazoa; Arthropoda; Insecta; Diptera; Drosophilidae. Bases 83 to 11671 code for a protein of 3862 amino acids.
UAUCAAAACAAUCGAUAACAUAAUUGUUGAAAUUAAAUAACUAUCGAUAACAACCAAUAACUAACAAUCGACUCGAUACAAAAUGGCGGACAUCAUGCGUCCGCCGUUUAGCGACAUUAAGCGGCCCGACGAAAUUGUCAGAAUGACGACCGCCGACAAUCUCAAAUUUGCCGUCCUCAUCGGCCUCAUCGAGGUCGGCCAGGUGACCAAUCGUGAGGUGGUCAACACAGUUUUACAUUUGCUGGUCGGCGGCGAAUUCGAUAUGGAAUUGAAUUUUGUGAUACAGGAUGCGCAGAAUAUAAAACAUAUGCUGGAGCUGUUGGAUCAUUGUCCGCCCAAUUUGCAGGCCGAGAUCUGGAGCGUGUUUAUUGCGAUUCUGCGAAAGAGCGUUCGCAAUCUUCAGGCCUGCACAGAUGUGGGACUUAUCGAGCAUGUCCUGGUGCGUCUGCAGCGCUCCGAAACUGUUGUGGCAGAUCUGCUCAUCGAGAUGCUGGGCGUAUUGGCCAGCUAUAGCAUAACCGUUAAGGAGCUGAAACUUCUAUUUGGCACGAUGAAGGCCAACAAUGGCAAAUGGCCGCGUCAUUCAGCCAAAUUGUUGAAUGUGCUGCGACAAAUGCCACAUCGCAACGGGCCCGAUGUGUUCUUCAGUUUUCCCGGCCGCAAGGGAUCGGCAAUGGUUCUGCCGCCGCUGGCUAAAUGGCCCUACGAAAAUGGAUUUACCUUUACCACCUGGUUUCGAUUGGAUCCAAUUAACUCGGUGAACAUUGAGCGCGAGAAACCCUAUCUCUACUGCUUCAAGACAUCGAAGGGCGUUGGGUAUACGGCUCACUUUGUGGGCAACUGUCUGGUCCUCACAUCGAUGAAGGUCAAGGGCAAGGGCUUUCAGCAUUGUGUCAAAUAUGAAUUCCAGCCACGAAAGUGGUAUAUGAUUGCCAUAGUGUACAUAUACAAUCGUUGGACGAAAAGCGAAAUCAAGUGCCUCGUGAAUGGACAACUGGCGUCGUCAACCGAAAUGGCCUGGUUUGUUUCCACAAACGAUCCCUUUGACAAGUGCUAUAUAGGCGCCACGCCCGAGCUGGAUGAGGAGCGUGUCUUCUGUGGCCAAAUGUCGGCAAUUUAUUUGUUCAGCGAGGCGCUGACAACGCAGCAAAUCUGCGCGAUGCACCGUCUGGGGCCGGGCUACAAGUCGCAAUUCCGUUUCGAUAACGAGUGCUAUCUGAAUCUGCCGGACAAUCACAAGCGGGUGAGUCACUUUCAACUAACAACCAGUUUGGGUGGUGCUCUGCUGGUUGGCAGCGAUGCAGCCGGCGCCACGGCCGGCAGCAGCAGCGGCAGCAGUAGCAGCCAGCAGCAACAGUUGCAGCUGCAAUUCCAAACGCUCGCCGCCGAGCAGGAGGCGCGCGCCAUUGACUGGUCCGACGAGCGGCUCGAUUUGAGUGCGGCCUUUGUCAAGAUCCGGGCGGUGCUAACCGCACGCAAUGCGGUUGCGCUGGCGGCUCUAACGGGUGGUGCAGCGCCAACAACAGCAGCUGCCACAGCAGCAGUAGCAGCAGCAGCAGCAGCGGCGGCAGCAGCAGCAGCCACGCCGGGCACGCCUGCCGAGGGCGGCAGCAACAGCAGCAACAGCGAGCAGCAACAGUUGCCGCUGGCACAGCAGCAGCAGCAACAAUCGAACAGCAACAACAACAACAAGAACAACAACAACACUGCGGACGAUCCGCUUGGCCAUUUGCCCACUGGAAAUGCUUCUUUUGAUCAACUGCGUCGCAUGUCCAGUGUGACCAGCCUGAGCACCAUGGGCGUGCCCGCCCCCGCCAUUGCCGGCGACACUGAGGAAAUCAACCAGCUAAAAGCUGUGCUGUACGAUGGCAAACUAUCGAAUGCCAUUGUCUUCAUGUACAAUCCAGUGGCAACCGAUGGUCAACUUUGUUUGCAGUCUUCCCCCAAAGGAAAUGUUUCAUAUUUUGUACACACGCCGCACGCGCUGAUGCUGCAGGAUGUCAAGGCUGUGGUCACGCAUUCCAUACACUGCACACUCAAUUCGAUCGGCGGCAUUCAGGUGCUGUUUCCGCUCUUCUCCCAGCUGGACAUGGCGCACGAAGGCAUCAGCGAUAUCAAGCGCGAUCCGACGCUCUGCUCGAAGCUGUUGGGCUUCAUUUGCGAACUGGUGGAGACAUCGCAGACAGUGCAACAGCACAUGAUACAGAAUCGCGGCUUCCUGGUGAUAUCCUUCAUGCUGCAGCGUUCGUCGCGCGAGCAUCUGACUUUGGAGGUGCUCGGCUCGUUUCUCAAUUUGACCAAAUAUCUGGUCACCUGCCUGUCGGCCAACAGCGACUUGCUGCUGAAGCAGUUGUUCUGUUUCUCGUUUCUCACGUGGCAGCUGCUGGAUCACGUGCUUUUCAAUCCGGCCCUGUGGAUCUAUACGCCAGCCAAUGUCCAGGCACGGCUCUAUUCCUAUCUGGCCACCGAGUUUCUCAGCGAUACACAAAUCUAUAGCAAUGUCCGACGUGUGAGUACCGUCUUGCAGACAGUACAUACCCUCAAGUACUACUAUUGGGUCGUCAAUCCGCGCGCCAAGAGCGGCAUCAUACCGAAGGGUUUGGAUGGUCCGCGACCGGCUCAGAAGGAUAUUCUGGCCAUACGUGCCUAUAUCCUGCUGUUCCUCAAGCAGCUAAUCAUGAUCGGCAAUGGCGUCAAGGAGGAUGAACUGCAAAGCAUACUCAACUAUCUGACCACCAUGCAUGAGGACGAGAAUCUGCACGAUGUGCUGCAGAUGCUCAUCUCGCUGAUGUCGGAGCACCCGAGCUCAAUGGUACCUGCCUUCGAUGUGAAGCACGGCGUGCGCAGCAUCUUCAAGCUACUGGCGGCCGAAAGUCAAUUGAUACGCCUCCAGGCGCUCAAGCUGCUCGGCUUUUUCCUCUCGCGCAGCACACACAAGCGUAAGUACGAUGUCAUGUCGCCGCACAAUUUGUACACGUUAUUAGCGGAGCGUCUGCUGUUGUACGAAGAGUCAUUGUCGCUGCCCACAUACAACGUGCUCUACGAGAUUAUGACGGAGCACAUCUCACAGCAGAUACUGUACACACGCCAUCCGGAACCGGAGAGUCAUUACCGUCUGGAGAAUCCGAUGAUACUAAAAGUGGUCGCCACACUAAUACGCCAGUCAAAGCAAACGGAGUCGUUGAUCGAGGUGAAGAAGCUCUUUCUUCAGGACAUGACACUGCUGUGCAAUAGCAAUCGAGAGAAUCGUCGCACCGUCCUCCAGAUGUCCGUUUGGCAGGAGUGGCUCAUUGCCAUGGCCUACAUUCAUCCAAAGAACACCGAGGAGCAGAAGAUCAGCGAUAUGGUCUAUUCACUGUUCCGCAUGCUGCUGCAUCAUGCCAUCAAGCAUGAGUAUGGCGGCUGGCGCGUCUGGGUGGACACCCUGGCCAUUGUCCACUCGAAGGUCUCCUACGAGGAAUUUAAGCUGCAGUUCGCCCAAAUGUAUGAGCACUAUGAGCGACAGCGCACCGAUAACAUAACCGAUCCCGCCCUGCGUCAGGCCCGCCCCAUUAGCACCAUCAGCGGCUGGGAGAGGGAGGAGCUGCAGCAGCAGCAGAACGGUCCGAUUGCCAGCGCGCAGCAACAGCAGCCGCAGCAGCCGCAGCAGCAGCAGCUGCCGGACAUAAAGAGCGCCGUGUCCAUAGCCUCGCUGGAGGAUGUGCCACCCGUGGAAGAGGAGGCAGAGGAACUGGAGUUGGAGAGCAUCGAUGUCGAUGCACAGGAGCUGCAGUUGACCGGCGAUGCGGCCGCAUCUACUACCGAGUCUUGCGUCUGUGCUGCCAAUGGCGAGCCAACCGAAGCGGAGCAAGAACAGCAGGAGGAGCCACAUAACAAGUCGGUGAUUGCCAACAUUUCGGAUGUGUACAACGAGCAAAUUAAAACGGACGAGGCGCUGCAGAGCGCUCCGGCACCCACCUGCAAUGGCAGCCUCAGUCCCAGUCCGGCGGAGCAGACGGAGCAGCCGGAGCAACCGAAGCAAUCGGAGCAGGCGGAACUGCAGGUCACAGCUGGUGGCCAGGCGGCGCUCAAGGAGACGCUCCAAAUAGGCGAAGACUUGGAGGAACUGGAGCUGGCGACGGCCAAGGAUGCGCUCGAUGUGGAGCAGCAUGUGGCGCAUGUGCUGCAGGUGUCCGAAGCCGCGUUGAACGACUGCAAGCUGACCGUCGAUGACGUGCUGCAGGAGUCCUCCUCGGUGCUGAAGGACGAGGAGAUUGAGCUGGCUGUCAACGAGGUGGUGCAGGGCGUGCUCAAGAGCGAGAAGAAGACGCCUGCGCAGGACAAUGUCAGUCUGCUUAACAGCAAGAAUCUGCUCAACCACAAUAACAACAAUAACAACAAUGUCACUGAAACGGAACAGCAGAAUAAGGAGCAGACGCAACAGCUGGAAGCCGAGGUGAAUGCCAACGAGAUCCACAGCAGUGCCAGCGAGGAGCCAACAACUACGACAACGACGACAACAACAACAACAGAAACAAUAAUGGCGGAGGAGAAAAAAGAGGCGCCUGAGCUGGUUCAGGAACAGGAGCAGGAGUCAAAUACAGCAGCAACCAAUCAAAAGACUGAAGAUGCGGCCAACAAGCUGAACAACAACGAGAAACUGGAGGCCAGCAGCAACAGCAGCAGUCAGGAGCCAGCAGCAGCAGGAGCAGGGGCAGCAGCAGGAGCAGCCAGUGGCGACCAGGAGCUGAGCUCAACGCUCAGCACAAGCAACGCGAGCAGCGAGGAGCUAACGAUGUCUAUAACAAACACAAGUCCCGUGAGCACAGAGCCCGAGCUGGAGGAGACAACAGAGGAUGUGGUGGCCACAGCGGUGCGUGACAUUGUCGAGCAGCUCAUCGACAAAGUAAUCGAUGCAGCCGAGGCCGAGGCCAAAACCGCAACCAAAACCGAAACCGCAACUGAAAUCGAAACUGAAACCAACAACAACGAGGUGCAAAAGGAAGCCACAAAGCAGGCAGCUGCGGAGACAGAGACAGAGGCAGACGCAGAGACAGAGACGCAGCCAGACCAGGAGCAGGCGAGCGUUGCCGCCGCCGCCGAGGAAAUCGUACACGAGAUGGUGGAAGCAGCACUCGAUCUGGCCGAGGAACAAGCAGAGCCAGAGCCAAGCAAGGAACAGGUGUCUGGCAUUGUGAACGCCGUACUGGAUACUCUGGUGGACGAAACCGUGAAAGCUGUGGCCGCCGAGCAGACCACACAGACCUCGCCCACGCCCGACGAGCAGCCGGCGCGCAUGGAGUCGCAAGCCACGUCCAUGGACGCAACAGUUACGGUGCGCAUGAAGCCCACCGAGGUGGACUCCACCACGCAGACAACGCCAAAGAACGAGGCGGAUGCUCUAAAGAGUCUCGACGAGCUGCCCGAUGUGGAUGAUGAUGCACAAGAGACAACCAGCCCAGACGCGGACAUCGAUGCCGACGACGACGACUAUGCCGCACAGCAGCCACAGCCGGCGACCGGAACGUCAGCUGCUAUAGCAGAGGGCGGCACACAACAGGAGGGCAAUCAUUAUGUUGCGGGCGCGGGAGCAACGGCUGGUGCCGAGGGCAAGCAGCAACGCUCCAAGUCCGGCUCCACACGGCCCAUGUUCAGUCCGGGACCGACACGUCCGCCGUUCCGCAUACCGGAGUUCAAGUGGUCCUACAUACAUCAGCGACUGCUCAGCGAUGUGCUCUUCUCGCUGGAGACGGACAUCCAGGUGUGGCGCAGCCACUCCACCAAGAGUGUCCUUGACUUUGUCAAUUCCAGCGAGAACGCCAUCUUUGUGGUGAACACUGUUCAUCUUAUAUCCCAGCUGGCCGAUAAUCUGAUCAUUGCCUGUGGCGGACUCUUGCCGCUGCUCGCCAGCGCCACGUCUCCCAAUUCGGAGCUGGAUGUGCUGGAGCCCACACAGGGCAUGCCACUGGAGGUGGCCGUAUCCUUUUUACAGCGCCUCGUCAAUAUGGCCGAUGUGCUCAUCUUUGCCACAUCGCUGAACUUUGGCGAACUGGAGGCCGAGAAGAACAUGUCCAGUGGCGGCAUCUUGCGCCAGUGCCUCCGUCUCGUCUGCACCUGUGCCGUGCGCAAUUGCCUCGAGUGCAAGGAGCGCACGCGCUAUAAUGUCGGCGCCUUGGCACGGGAUGUGCCCGGCGCGGCACAUCUCCAGGCGCUCAUACGCGGCGCUCAGGCUUCGCCAAAGAACAUUGUUGAGUCAAUCACCGGUCAAUUAUCGCCCGUCAAGGAUCCUGAGAAGCUGCUGCAGGACAUGGACGUUAAUCGUUUGCGUGCCGUCAUCUAUCGCGAUGUGGAGGAAACGAAACAAGCGCAAUUCCUAUCGCUGGCCAUCGUUUACUUUAUUUCAGUGCUGAUGGUGUCCAAAUAUCGGGACAUUUUGGAACCACCCGCAGAGCCGCAACUGCAGCGUCAAUCGCCAGUGAUGCAGCGCAGCGCGGGCAGCGAAGCCGCCAGCGCACGUCCCUUGUUCCCGCAAUGGUCGCAUCACGUCUAUCCACAAUUUCUGCCCGAGUCACAUCAGAAUCAUGUGGCCACCGCCUCAAUGCAACAGCAACAGCAGCAGCAACAGCAGCAGCAGCAGCAACAACAGCAGCAGCAACAUUAUUAUCAACAUCAGCCACACAAUCAUAGUCAUCAUCAUAUGGCUGCUGCCUACUAUCAACAUCAGCAGCAGCAACAGCAUCAGCAGCAGCAGCAACAUCAGCAGCAGCAUUCACCACUUCCUCCGCUGGGCGGCACACACUCGACGAGCUCGUCGGCCAGCUCUACAGCUACAUCACAGCCGGCGUCCAGCUCAUCGCUGUCCUCGCUGGCCUCGCAGAGCCAGCAACAGGUUAACGCAUCGGCAACACUGCAUCGCCAGCAGCUGCACAAGCAACAACAGCAACAGCAGCAGCAGCAGCAGCAACAUUUUCAUGCCCACCAGCCGCACUAUGCGCUGAUCAAUGGCCACCAGCAGCAACAACAGCAGCAGCAACAACAGCUGCUUAAUGGCAAGCACAACCAUUAUGCUGGUCAGGUGGAGAAUGGCACAACCGGCGGUGGUUAUCACACGCAUCCACAUGCCUAUAUGCGGGGCUUGCAAAUGAAUGGAGAGCAGCAUCAGAAUGGAAUCGGCGCUGCAGAGCAUCAUCCUGUAGCUGUGCUUAAUGGACAUGCCAGCAGCAACAGCAGCAGCAGCAAUGGCAACAGCAACAGCAUCAGCAACAACAACGGUAACAGCAACAAUAACAACAGCAACAACAACAGCAAUAGCAACGGCAACAACAACAUGCGCAAUUUGCGCAAUGGAAGUGCAGCAACAGCUGCUGCUGCGGCUGCUGCUGCAGCUGCUGCCGCUGGCGCCGGCGGCGGCUGCCUGGGCAUGGGCAUGGGCAUGGGCAUGAACAUGGGCAUGGGCAUGGGUAUGAACAUGGGCGGCAUAGGCGGCAUGGGCGGCAUGGGAUUGAGCGAUGGCGGCGCUGCAUAUAAAACGAAUGCCAUCAAUAACAAUUAUCGCUACAAUGGACGGAACGCCAACGUAUCUGGCUCUGGAACAGGAGGCCGUCAGAUUCAGGAUAGCGAUUACGAGAUUAUCGUCGUUGAUGAGAACAAUCCCUCGGUGCUGGCGGAUAAUGAUUCCCACUCCAGUGGACCGCCAUCCAUAAAGGCUAAUAUUAACAACAACAAUAACAACAACACUAAGACAACAACCGCAACAAUAACAACAACAACAACAACAACUACCGCAACAACAACAGCUACAAGAACAACAACUAAAGAUACAAUCAAAAUUCAACAACAACCAUUGUCACCACCCAAGCCAAUGGUCCCAAAAAAAUUACCAAAGAGCGUCGAUUCGGAUGUGGUGUCCCUGAACAUGAACUCGACAGAAAACGAGGUGCCCGAAGUCGAAUCGUCCAGCGAUAUUUUAGCCGAUGAUCACAAGCCGAGCAACUCUAACGAUGAGAGCUGGACGGAUGUCAAUUUGAAUGAGGACGCAGCCGUCCAGGCUGCGGCCAGUGGCGGCAUUGUCGUGGGCCUCGUUGAUGCCAGCGACAGCGCCAAGCACGAGCAGCAGCAUCAGCAACAUCAGCAGCAACAACAGCAGCAACAUCAGCAGCAGCAGCAGCAGCAGCAACAACAGCAGGGCAUUUCGCGCGUGGGCAUGGCCGUGGGCAGCGAGCGUGGCGAUAAGCCCGACUCGGAAAUAUCGGUGGUGCGCGUGCCGGACGGCUAUGGCGUUGGUGGUACUGGUGCUGGAGCUGGUGUUGCUGCUGGCGCCGGCAAUGCCGGCACAGUUGUUAGCACGCAGCAGCAGCGCACGCGACCCGAUGAGCUGCCAAUGAAGCCACCGGCGCUGGUGGCGCAGCUGCCGUUGACGACGCCGUCGCGCGAGGCGAGUCUCACGCAAAAGCUGGAAAUAGCUCUGGGUCCCGUGUGUCCACUGCUGCGUGAGAUAAUGGUUGACUUUGCGCCGUUCCUCUCCAAGACGCUGGUCGGCUCGCACGGCCAGGAACUGCUGAUGGAGGGCAAGGGCUUGACCACGUUCAAGAACUCACACUCUGUCGUCGAGCUGGUGAUGCUGCUCUGCUCGCAGGAAUGGCAGAACAGUUUGCAGAAGCACGCCGGUCUCGCCUUCAUCGAGCUGAUCAACGAGGGCCGCCUGCUCUCCCAUGCCAUGAAGGAUCACAUUGUGCGCGUGGCCAACGAGGCGGAGUUCAUUCUCAAUCGAAUGCGGGCCGACGAUGUACUAAAGCAUGCCGACUUUGAGUCGCAGUGCGCCCAGACGCUGCUCGAACGGCGCGAGGAGGAGCGCAUGUGCGAUCAUCUGAUCACAGCCGCUCGCCGACGGGACAAUGUCAUUGCCAGCCGGCUGUUGGAGAAGGUGCGCAACAUAAUGUGCAAUCGCCAUGGCGCCUGGGGCGAUGCCAACGGCAUGGCCGCCAUCACGAGUUCCAUAACGGCUAGUGUGGGCCCGCUGGCGAAGAGCACCUACUGGAAACUGGACGCUUGGGAGGAUGAUGCUAGGCGUCGCAAGCGCAUGGUACAGAAUCCACGUGGCUCCUCCCAUCCCCAGGCCACGCUCAAGGCGGCGCUGGAGAACGGUGCACCCGAGGAUGCCAUCUUGCAGACACGCGACGAAUUCCACACUCAAAUUGCGGUAUCCCGCGCACAUCCAUCGUCGCAGCACAACAGCGAGCUGUUGGACGAUGCGGAGCUGCUAAUUGAGGAUCGGGAACUGGAUCUGGAUCUGACAGGACCGGUGAAUAUCAGCACCAAGGCGCGUCUGAUAGCGCCUGGCCUGGUGGCGCCCGGCACUGUUUCCAUCACGAGCACUGAAAUGUUCUUUGAGGUGGAUGAGGAUCAUCCGGAAUUCCAUAAGAUCGAUGCCGAGGUACUCAAGUAUUGCGACCAUCUGCAUGGCAAAUGGUACUUCUCGGAGGUGCGCGCCAUUUUCUCACGUCGCUAUCUGCUGCAGAACGUGGCUUUGGAGAUCUUUUUGGCCAGCCGCACCUCGAUUCUGUUCGCCUUUCCCGAUCAGCACACCGUCAAGAAGGUGAUCAAGGCAUUGCCACGCGUCGGCGUUGGCAUUAAGUAUGGCAUUCCGCAGACCCGUCGCGCCUCCAUGAUGUCACCCCGCCAGCUGAUGCGCAACUCGAACAUGACGCAGAAAUGGCAGAGACGCGAGAUCUCCAAUUUUGAGUACUUGAUGUUCCUCAAUACGAUUGCCGGACGCACGUACAACGAUCUGAACCAGUAUCCAAUUUUCCCUUGGGUGCUGACCAAUUACGAUUCAAAGGAUCUGGACCUCAGCCUGCCCUCCAACUAUCGGGAUCUGUCCAAGCCAAUUGGCGCACUGAAUCCUUCGCGUCGUGCCUACUUUGAGGAGCGCUACGAGAGCUGGGACAGCGAUACAAUACCCCCAUUCCACUAUGGCACCCACUACUCAACGGCCGCAUUCACCCUUACCUGGCUGGUGCGCGUGGAGCCCUUUACGACCAUGUUCCUGGCGCUGCAGGGCGGUAAAUUUGAUUAUCCCGAUCGGCUGUUCUCUUCCGUAUCGCUCAGCUGGAAGAACUGUCAGCGCGAUACGUCCGAUGUGAAGGAACUGAUACCGGAAUGGUAUUUCCUGCCUGAGAUGUUCUAUAAUGCAUCCGGCUACAGGAUGGGACAUCGCGAGGACGGGGCCCUGGUGGAUGACAUUGAGCUGCCCCCUUGGGCCAAGACCCCUGAGGAGUUUGUGCGCAUUAAUCGCAUGGCCCUCGAAUCGGAGUUCGUCUCCUGCCAGCUGCACCAGUGGAUCGAUCUGAUAUUCGGCUACAAGCAGCGCGGACCAGAAGCGAUCCGGGCCACCAACGUGUUCUACUAUCUCACCUACGAAGGCAGCGUCGAGCUGGACGGCGUGCUCGAUCCGGUGAUGCGCGAAGCUGUUGAGAAUCAAAUACGCAACUUUGGGCAAACACCCAGCCAGCUGCUAAUGGAACCGCAUCCACCACGCAGCUCCGCCAUGCAUCUGUCGCCCAUGAUGUUCAGUGCCAUGCCCGAGGAUCUGUGCCAGAUGCUCAAGUUCUAUCAGAACUCGCCCAUCAUACACAUCUCGGCGAAUACCUAUCCUCAGCUAUCGCUACCCUCUGUGGUCACCGUGACCGCUGGUCAUCAGUUUGCGGUGAAUCGCUGGAACUGCAAUUACACCGCAUCCGUCCAGAGUCCCAGCUAUGCUGAGUCGCCGCAAUCGCCAGGCUCCAAUCAGCCGCUGACAAUUGAUCCAGUCUUGGCUGUGCAUGGCACCAAUAACAACAGCAACGCGGUCAGCCGUCGUCAUUUGGGCGACAACUUUAGCCAAAUGCUUAAGAUUCGAUCCAAUUGCUUUGUGACCACUGUCGACAGUCGUUUUCUCAUUGCCUGCGGCUUCUGGGAUAACAGUUUUCGUGUGUUCGCCACAGAGACAGCGAAAAUCGUGCAAAUCGUCUUCGGCCACUUUGGCGUCGUCACCUGCAUGGCACGCAGCGAGUGCAACAUUACCUCGGACUGCUAUAUAGCAUCCGGUUCGGCGGAUUGUACGGUACUGCUCUGGCAUUGGAAUGCCCGUACCCAGAGCAUUGUCGGUGAAGGGGAUGUGCCCACGCCACGCGCCACACUCACGGGCCACGAGCAGGCAGUCACCUCGGUGGUGAUCAGCGCUGAGCUGGGGCUUGUUGUUUCGGGUUCAACGAAUGGACCCGUUUUGAUACACACCACUUUUGGCGAUUUGCUGCGCUCGCUGGAUCCGCCCGCUGAUUUCCACUCGCCGGAGCUGAUAACUAUGUCGCGCGAGGGCUUUAUAGUCAUCAAUUAUGACAAGGGCAAUGUCGCGGCAUAUACCAUCAAUGGCAAGAAGCUGCGCCAUGAAACGCACAACGACAAUCUGCAGUGCAUGCUGCUCUCGCGCGAUGGCGAGUAUCUGAUGACCGCCGGCGAUCGCGGAAUUGUCGAGGUGUGGCGCACUUUCAAUCUGGCACCGCUCUAUGCCUUCCCCGCCUGCAAUGCGGGCAUACGCUCGCUGGCGCUCACUCACGAUCAGAAAUAUUUGCUCGCUGGCUUGUCAACUGGUUCCAUAAUUGUGUUCCACAUUGAUUUCAAUCGCUGGCAUCAUGAGUAUCAACAGCGCUACUAAAGCAGCGAGUGCGUUCCACAUUUGACACAUUCCACGUUCCCCAUACACAAACACACGGACAGCUGAAUCAAAAUGGCGAGGGCGCCGCGUGCGUUGUUCAGGCAAGUUCAAAUGAGAGCUGCAGAGAGCGCAACGAUGUACUUAAGAGCGUUGAAGAGAGCGCGGAUAUUAAUUUGUUUCUUUCUACUUUUCAUUUUUAUUAUCGAUAGACAUUUACAAUUCUAGGCUAGUAUGCAAACAAAACUAAUUUUUUUUUGUCUAGUAUUACUUAAAAUAGCAUAUUAUCUAGUAUGUUCGGUGUGAGCCAGUCGGAAAAACAAAACACAUUUUUUUACUAGUUAUACAGCGUGUAGUACGGUAAGUUGCAGCAAUGAGACAAGAAAAGCAAAAAUAUUACAUAAAAACACAAAAGAAAAACAGAAAAUAGAAAACAAGAAAGAACACAACAAGCAGCAAUCGGCUUAAGUUGAGUAGUUUUAAUAAGUGCAGACAAGAAACAGAAGAGUUUGUGUUUAUAAAACGCAAUAAGCAGUUAAUAAAACUUGAAGAAAAUAUAAAAAAUUAAAAUUAAAAAAUAAAAACGAACACAAAGAAACUUUAAUAAUAU